AAAAGGAAAUUGGCGUAAGAUCCAGUGACCUUGAUCUGAUUAAUUACCAUCGUUUGAUCGGGUUUUGUUUAAUUUAUUUCUGAUGAACUGUGAAAUCAUCUGGUUUUGUAUGGUUUUGUCCUGUUCUUGCUUGACUGCUUACAAAUACCAUCAACGGAACCCAAAAUUUUCAUCCAAAUUGUCGUCUCCUCCUUCGUCUUCUACCUUACCUUGUCUCUCUAUCUCCAUGGAUUCAAGACCGUCCACGAUUCUUCUGUGGCCUCCGAUAGGAGGCAUCAACAAUGAGAACGUCGGCAGCGGCGGCGGCGGCGUGACCUUUGACUCCUCCAGUCUCCGGCAGCAGACGAGGAUCCCCAAGGCGUUCAUAUGGCCGCGGAGAGACCGGCAGGCCGCCAUCGAGGAGCUUGACGCCCCGGUGGUGGACCUCCACGGCUUCCUCCGCGGCGACGAGGCAUCCACGAGGCGGGCGGCGGAGCUCGUCCGGCGCGCCUGCGAGCGCCACGGAUUCUUCCAGGUCACCAACCACGGCGUCGGUGAGCGGCUAGUCCGCGACGCCAUGGAGUGCACCGACGCCUUCUUCAAACUGCCGCUCCCCGACAAGCUCCGCGCCCGCAGGAAGCCCGGCAGCUUGUGGGGCUACUCCGGCGCACACGCUGACCGGUUCUCCUCCAAGCUCCCCUGGAAGGAGACGCUCUCCUUCGGCCAUCACGAUUCCGAGUCCUGCAUUGUCGUCGACUACUUCGCCUCCACCAUGGGCAAAGACUUUGACGGAAUGGGAAGGGUGUAUCAAAUGUACUGCGAAUCGAUGAAGAAGCUGUCGCUGGCGAUCAUGGAGCUGUUGGCCAUCAGCCUUGGGAUCGAUCGGUCACAUUACCGCGAGUUGUUCGAGGAAGGGCGUUCCAUAAUGCGAUGCAACUACUACCCGCCGUGCCAAGAGCCGGAGAUGACGAUGGGGACGGGGCCUCAUUGCGAUCCGACGGCGUUGACGAUCCUGAACCAGGACGAGCAUGUCGGCGGCCUGGAGGUGUUCGCCUCCAACAAGUGGCAGGCCGUCAGGCCCCUGCACAACGCCCUGGUCAUCAACAUCGGCGACACUUUCAUGGCGCUCGCGAACGGAAGGUACAAGAGCUGUUUGCACAGGGCGGUGGUGCACCGGCACGGGGAGCGGCGGUCUCUGGCGUUCUUCGCGUGUCCGAGGGAGGACAAGAUGAUACGUCCUCCGAAGGAUCUCGCCGCCGGCGGGAGGCUGUACCCGGACUUCACGUGGGCGCAGUUCGUGGAGUUCACCCAGCGCCAUUACAGAGCCGACGUCAGGACGCUCCAUACCUUCACCAACUGGCUUCAAUCUUCCUCUUCCUCUUCCACUUCCAUGGCAUGACUUCCCGGCGGCCGGCUACUUUCCGUAUCUCCGGCGAGGAUUGAAGCUAUAGACGACACGGCUCGAUUUUUCUUUUCCCUCUUUAACCUGCUAAGAGCUGUAAAUAUGUCGUGCGAUCUAUUAGAAGAAAAUACUCUGCAACGAACCAUAUAUUUUUUUUUAACCAAGG
This is a messenger RNA of Zingiber officinale, 1547 nucleotides long. RefSeq names its product gibberellin 20 oxidase 2-like. Bases 83 to 1378 code for a protein of 431 amino acids. The record is from RefSeq and is a predicted model, not a curated record. Gene Ontology annotation, molecular function: gibberellin 20-oxidase activity. Lineage: Eukaryota; Viridiplantae; Streptophyta; Magnoliopsida; Zingiberales; Zingiberaceae. The transcript is spliced from 3 exons. Gene Ontology annotation, biological process: gibberellin biosynthetic process; response to light stimulus; flower development.